AUGAAAGGAUUUCUCGCUGUGAUUUUGAACAUGGGUAUUGUGAGGAAGCCAACAAUACCUGAAUAUUGGAAUAAGAGUUACGACAGCCAGUUAAGCCGUUGGUUUAUGAAAUUGUUCUCACGAAAUCGGUUUCAACUCAUAUUGAAGUUUUUCCACCUCGUGGACAACAAAAAAAUUCCAAACCGUAACAGUCCAAAUUACAGACCCGACAGUAAAAUUCGCCCCUUGAUUGACCAUUUCAACCGUGUCGCCACUUAUUUCUACACGCCCGACCGGAACAUUUGUGUGGACGAAUCAUUGAUUGGUACAAGAGGUCGCACAGCAAUGCUCCAAUACAUCCCGUCAAAAGCAGCAAAAUUUGGAGUGAAAUUCUGGGUAUUAGCCGAAAGUACAACUGGAUAUGUUGCACAUUUGAAAUGCUAUCUAGGUAAAAAGUUUACUCCCACAUCCAAUCUUUUACAAGGAACAGAAGUAGUCCUGCGACUCCUAAAAAACUGCAACUUACUCCAGAAAGGUUAUCAUGUUGUCUGUGACAGUUUUUUCUGCAGUUUUGACCUCGCAAGAAAAUUAAUAGACUUGAACACGUAUUUGACAGGAACCUUAAGAUCUAACCGAAAAAUUGUGUAUGUAAGACAAGGUGAAAUUUUGGCAGCAGCGUACAAGGGGAGGGAGAGUAAAAAACCAGUUAGAAUGAUCAGUACUUUUAUCAAUGCAGCCAACUCAAAUGGAAAGCCAAAAAUAAUACAACAUUAUAACAUGAAUAUGGGGGGAGUGGAUGGGGCAGAUAUGAUGCUACACUUUUAUAAUGAUAAUCGCAAAUCUACUAAAGUCUGGAAAAAACUUGCCAUUAAUAUCAUUCAUCGAAUGUGCAGUAACGCCUACAUCCUGUACAGAAAGAACACAUCAGAUGCACCAGUGAAAUCCCGUCUGAGAUUUAUACAAGAGGUGAUUGAGGCCCUAAGUAGUGAGUACCUGGUCGGCAGGAACCAGCCCGUCAGAGGCGUGAGGCAAACGAGACGGGACGUUACAAUCCAACACAUCCAAGGCAGAAAAGAAAAGGACUGUGUCGCAUGCUCUGACAGAGCCACAGGGCAAAGGCGGAGAUCAAGAACGCAAUGCACGAGAUGUUUAAGAGGCCUCCACUUUGCCUGUUUAAAAAAUCAUUUGUGUAUGGAGGAAUAG
Magallana angulata is the source of this 1182-nucleotide messenger RNA. Its product is annotated as piggyBac transposable element-derived protein 4-like. The transcript has 4 exons. The record is from RefSeq and is a predicted model, not a curated record. Bases 1 to 1182 code for a protein of 393 amino acids. Lineage: Eukaryota; Metazoa; Mollusca; Bivalvia; Ostreida; Ostreidae.